Gloeophyllum trabeum ATCC 11539 is the source of this 827-nucleotide messenger RNA. RefSeq lists its product as uncharacterized. Gene Ontology annotation, biological process: SCF-dependent proteasomal ubiquitin-dependent protein catabolic process; mitotic cell cycle. Gene Ontology annotation, molecular function: cullin family protein binding. Gene Ontology annotation, cellular component: cytoplasm; nucleus. The record is from RefSeq and is a predicted model, not a curated record. Lineage: Eukaryota; Fungi; Basidiomycota; Agaricomycetes; Gloeophyllales; Gloeophyllaceae. The transcript is spliced from 6 exons. Bases 104 to 583 code for a protein of 159 amino acids.
AGCCUCCUUAUCCGGAUCCGCCACACGCCUGCAAACAACUGCAACGCUCGUCUCUCCCCACAACUCCGUCGACACUCUUCAUUCUACUCACGACAACGACAAGAUGGUCUUAUUAGUCACGUCCGAUAACGAGCAAUUCGUCGUCGACAAGGAGGUUGCGGAGCGCUCGGUGCUCAUCAAGAACAUGCUUGAAGAUGUGGGCGAAAGUGACCAGCCCAUCCCUCUGCCGAACGUAUCUUCCAGUGUCUUGAAAAAGGUGCUAGAAUACUGCGAACACCACCGGGGCGAACCCCUUCCAGCUGCGGAUGAAAACACGGAGGAGACGCGCAAGCGUAACACCGACAUCAGCGAGUGGGAUCAGAAGUUCAUUGCCGUUGAUCAAGAAAUGCUCUUUGAGAUCAUCUUGGCCGCAAAUUACUUGGACAUCAAGCCACUGCUCGAUGUUGGCUGCAAGACUGUCGCGAACAUGAUCAAGGGAAAGACACCGGAGGAGAUCCGGAAGCUCUUCAAUAUUGUCAACGACUUCACGCCUGAGGAGGAGGCUCAAAUCAAGAAGGAGAAUGAAUGGGCCGAGGACCGCUGAAGGGUGGAGGUGUCAGCAUGUAUGCACUAUAGUUCUGUCUCGUUUCGUAAUGCAUUCCAUUCGUUCUCCUGUCUUGUUACACUGUACGUCGUAUGAAUGUGGUGGUACGGCUAUAGAGUUUCCCAACACGCUCAUGUACGAGUGCUUGAUGUCAGCGAACCUCGACUCGCGUAUAAAUCCCCUUGUAUGUCGAUAGACUCAAAACCCAAGGGCAUUGCGCUGUAUUCCUGAGGGUAUUCGUGGG